UACGAACGUACAUACAUUUUGCAUUUCUCGCUACCAGGUACUAUUGACGAAGUUGAGUCUUAUCGUCAUCUCGCUUUCUUUCCUCAACGUCGCAUCGUAUGUCGUGACGUUCAUUAUGUAAUUUUCUUGUCACGCAGAGCCACCCCUGACGCGAAGCCGGCCAAUCACUCAUGCUUGUAGCGCGCUUGUUUUGUAUGCUUCGAGCUACCCACCCAUUCGCUGUUUCUUGCCGUCUUCCUUGUCUCAUCCAUCUGUUACUAUCCGUUCGGAUUCGGCGGGGCGCUCUAUUUGUUAAUAUCCUACGCCACGAGGGUAUAGCGCGCCUAGCCCUUUCGUGCUUACUUACAUUUUUACAUUUCGCGCGAUGGAUCGACAAGGGGAAAUUAGAAUGGCAAUUCUCGGCCGCUCGGAUGCGAGUGUACCUUGCAGGCUUAGACAAUAGGAAGAAAAACCGAGGACCCUUCGGGACCGCGCCUAGCUUUAGCCUAGCUCGAUUUUGCAACUGGAAUAGCGGUACGAUAGACAAUUUUGGAAGCCAUCGCGGCUCGAAUGCGCCCCGCUAUGCUAUGUGGUCCCAGGGGAGGUUACAGGUGCUGCUAUGCACAGUAAUCACUAAUGUGUCCUCCCCAGCAUUGCUCUAAUUAUGUAUAUGCGCGGUCUAAUCGUCGCCUUCCUUCCUAAAACCUUUUUGCCUGCCUACACCUAGGUGGAUGAUUACCUAGGAAACCGGCAACCCACGUCGCAUGUGUAUGGUCUAGUCGGAGACUUU
This is a messenger RNA of Hypoxylon trugodes, 769 nucleotides long. RefSeq lists its product as uncharacterized. The transcript has 3 exons. The coding region runs from base 171 to 641 and encodes 156 amino acids. Lineage: Eukaryota; Fungi; Ascomycota; Sordariomycetes; Xylariales; Hypoxylaceae. The record is from RefSeq and is a predicted model, not a curated record.